Molecule: messenger RNA, 5006 nt
Organism: Mirounga angustirostris (Northern elephant seal)
Lineage: Eukaryota; Metazoa; Chordata; Mammalia; Carnivora; Phocidae
Gene: ADCK1
Product: aarF domain containing kinase 1
Exons: 11
Coding region: 331-1902 (523 amino acids)
Biological process (GO): protein phosphorylation
Molecular function (GO): ATP binding; protein kinase activity
Source: RefSeq, a predicted model, not a curated record
CACGAAUCCAUGCCUCCUUCGGAAAGACUAUUGAAAACAAAUUUCAGGACUCUGUCCGCAGCCGGGCAAAGAAACAAGGCUAUCUGACAGGUAAGGUGUCUCGACCUCUCUGACUCAGAUGGAGAGGUCCAGGGGGAGCGCGGGCUCCGCGGCUCUAGUGCCCGCGGCUUAGGGAACCACGGACUACAAGUCCCGCCAGGCCGCGCGGCGCCUCCGCUUCAUUAGGCGCAAUCAGUGGGUGGCGGAAAGCAAAGUCCCUGCGAACCCCGUCACCCGCGUGCGGUGUGGAACCUGGCGCCACGUCCCUGCGUCCCUUGCGGGUCUGGGAACAUGGCCAGAAGGGCUCUCAAGCUUGCUUCGUGGACCAGCGCGGCUCUGGCUGCCUCGGGCUUCUACCUCUACAGUAACAAGUACUUGGAUCCCAGUGACUUCGGCGCUGUCAGGGUGGGCAGAGCCGUUGCCACGACAGCUGUCAUCAGUUAUGACUAUCUCACGUCCCUGAGGAGUGUCCCCUAUGGUUCAGAGGAGUACUUGCAGCUUCGAUCCAAGGUGCACCUCCGUUCUGCCAGGCGUCUCUUUGAGCUGUGCUGUGCCAACCGGGGCACUUUCAUCAAGGUGGGCCAGCACCUGGGGGCCCUGGACUACCUGCUGCCGGAGGAGUACACCAGCACGCUGAAGGUGCUCCACAGCCAGGCCCCGCAGAGCAGCAUACAAGAGGUCCGCCAGGUCAUCCGUGAGGACCUGGGCCAGGAGAUUCAGGAUUUGUUUGUGAGCUUUGAUGACACCCCUCUGGGGGCCGCCUCCCUGGCCCAGGUCCACAAGGCGGUGCUGCGUGAUGGGCGGACGGUGGCCGUGAAGGUCCAGCAUCCAAAGGUUCAGGCUCAGAGUUCGAAGGACAUUCUUCUGAUGGAGGUGCUUGUCCUGGCUGUGAAGCAGCUGUUUCCAGAGUUUGAGUUCAUGUGGCUGGUGGAUGAAGCCAAGAAGAACCUGCCUUUGGAGCUGGAUUUCCUCAAUGAAGGGAGGAAUGCUGAGAAAGUGGCCCAAAUGCUCAAACACUUUGACUUCUUAAAGGUCCCCCGCAUCUACUGGGAGCUGUCCACCAAACGGGUCCUUCUGAUGGAGUUUGUGGACGGCGGCCAGGUCAAUGACAGAGACUACAUGGAGAGGAACAAGAUUGACGUCAACGAGAUCUCGUGCCACCUGGGCAAGAUGUACAGCGAGAUGAUCUUUGUCAAUGGCUUCGUGCACUGUGACCCGCACCCCGGCAACGUGCUGGUGCGGAAGCGCCCAGACACAGGGAAGGCGGAGAUCGUCCUGCUGGACCACGGGCUCUACCAGGUGCUCACAGACGAGUUCCGCCUGGAUUACUGCCACCUCUGGCAGUCGCUGAUCUGGACUGACAUGGAGAAGGUGAAGAAGUACAGCCAGCGCCUGGGAGCCGGGGAGCUCUACCCCUUGUUUGCCUGCAUGCUGACCGCCCGGUCUUGGGACUCGGUCAACAAGGGCAUUGGCCAAGCUUCGGUCACUGCCACAGAGGACGCAGAGAUCCGCAACAAUGCAGCCAGCUACCUCCCCCAGAUCAGCCAGCUCCUCAACCAUGUGCCUCGCCAGAUGCUGCUCAUCUUCAAGACCAACGACCUGCUCCGUGGCAUUGAGGUCGCCCUGGGCACCCGUGCCAGGGCCAGCUCCUUCCUCAGCAUGUCACGUUGCUGCAUCAGAGCGCUGGCUGCGCACAAGAAGAAGAACACCUGCUCGUUCUUCAGAAGGACCCAGAUCUCUUUCAGAGAGGCCUUCAGCUUAUGGCAAAUCAACCUUCAUGAACUCAUUCUGUGUGUGAAGGAGUUGAGGUUGGCCACCUGGGUCUUGGCCCUGCUUCGCCGGCUGUUGCCCACUUCAUACUGAGUGGACUUGCUGUCCCCUUUCCCUUUCCAGGGUGACUCUGUGGUGGGCAAGUGGACUUUCCACUCCUCACUCUUUUGUCAUGUCCCCAGCCAGGUACCCUGUUUCUGUCACAUGGUAACCUGGAGCCCCACAGUCAUUGUCCAUGGCACCAUUACACUCCACCUCUAGAAUCCCUCUCCUACACUGUAGGCCUUGUCUCAUAGGCUAUGCAAGCUGUCCUAUGCAAGAGGUUGCUCUCCUUAUCCAGGGAGAUGGCAUAAACAGUCUGUUUCCCACUCCUGGUGGGCGCCACUGGGUUGGAUGUCCCCUGGUGGGUGCCAUUGAGCUGCAGGUCCCCCUACUUCCGGUAAUCAUUCCUACUGUCAGGAUGGACCACGAAUCCCACUGACUUCCUACAUGAAUUUCUACAUUUAACUUGUGGGAAGUUGGAUUUUGUUGGAAGAGAGCACAGUUUCUGAGUUGCUCGGAGCAGAUUCCCUCUCCUUGCCCUGUCAUUCCCAGAGGUGUUGCACCUGAGCAAGGUGACUUGGCAUCCGAGGCAUGAGUUCACGGUUGUCCUGGUGACCCCUUUGGUGUUUUAUGUACUGCAUUUCAAUAAAAACCCCUUCAGGGUCGCAGGGAAGGGCUUUGUUUGUGGGAUUUUUAUUCUAGAUUGGGAGUGAAUCCACACUGGCUGUUAGGUAAGAGUGGACCUGGAUGCCGUGGGCCACCGUGUUCUACUUGUCAUCUUGCCCCUGUCAUCCUUCCAGCCUUUCCCUAUGUGACCACUUCCUGCCCCUUGUAGGUGUUUCUUCCUUUCCAAGACUCUGAGACUGUGGUUGGAGGAGUUAAGAAGCCCAAGGCCAGGAACUCAGAGGCUCUGCUGAAGCCUCUGACUUGGGUUUCCCUGCGUUCUCACCACGUUCCCUGUGAGUGGGCACCUGCUUUGUUCUACUCAUUGCUUCCUGACUUAGCCCUUUGGUUCGUCAUUUGAUGCCCGUCCUGGAGACUGUAGUGUAAGCCUCAGCCACUGUGGCUAGGGUUCCACUCUGAAACCUCCCUGUCACCUAUCUGGACUCCAUGUUUCCAUCUCUUGCCCACCUGCCAGAGUUGCCCUGCCCCCACUCAGUCAUCUGCUCCUGUUUCUGGGACCUCCCCGAACUCCUGCUGUAACUCCAGGUCCAUUGGCAGGUCCUACUAUUCCUGUGCUCAUGGACGGUCAUUGUAUUUGAGUCUCUCUGAUCUUACUUCACCCCAUUCACAGGGGCAGGAAACUGCUAAAUUUGAGUCUCUUCUUCUCUUUAUUCAUAAUACAACAAGCAGAUUUUCCACUGACCAGAGAUUAUUUGCAAUCCCUUUAUUUCCUGAAAGAAUUAAUUGUUCUUAGUCACCAGUUGGAUGCACCCAGGGACCUGAGAGAAUAAUUUGCAAGAUCUGUUAUUAAUCAUGAGGAUGCAUGCUGCAUAUUAUAUUUUAUGGUGUCUUUUAUAGCCACAGAAGUAAAUAUAAAUGUUCAAGGUAAAGGUUACUCGCUUUUCACUUUUAGUUUAAUGGUCGGCUUCCUGCUGUCCUGGGAUCUAAAACAUCAGCAUGUUGCCAGUGGGCCCAGCACCCAGGACAGUUAACCAGGGAGAGUAAAGAAUCUGGGAGAGUUUGGGGGUAUAGGGCAACUUAAAAGUAGGAGGGAAGUUAGCUGAUGAUUUUUGAGUGCCUUUCUCGGGGAGAAACCAUGCUGGGCUCUUUGUAAAAAAGUUACAUCAUUGAAUUGUUCCAUCAGCUCUGUGAGGGGGAAGGUCAUGAGAGGGAAGGGUCAUCUCCGUAGAGAUAGGAAUCAAGGCUCAGGGAGGGUUAGUAAUUUUCCUGAAGUCACACAGCUGUUAAGUGGGGGCCCAUGCUUUAUUUUUUAUUCCCAGUGCUGUAGAUCUACAUCACACUCGCUCUUUGGCCUGUCAAACGUGCCCGAAUUGAGUCUCAAAAACCCUGAUUUCAGAAGGGAUUGGGUUUUCCGUGGAGGCAGGGGAGUCCAGCAUACUGGCUGGGGCCCAGGGCAGGGCGGAGCUGGCCCGCUGUGGCCUGCAUGCAGUUCUGAAGUGUCAGAGUUAGUGCCGAGUCCACAGGCUUCAGGGUGUAGUUCCCACAAGACGGUUCUCACUUCAGACACAGGCUGCAGGUUUGGGGGGGUCACCAGGACACACGCACUUCUGACCAACUGGCUUUAAAUGUGGGUGUUCCCACACCCCAGACUCAGUAAUUUGCUAAAAUGGACUCAGAACUCAGGAAAGCAAUGUACUUAGGAUUACAGUUUGAUCAGGACCAGCCAAAUGAAGAGGCACAUGAGGCAAGGUCUAGGAGGAUCCUGAAUGCAAAGCUUCCAUGUCCUCUCACGUGGCAUCAGGACACAUCACCCGCUCGGCGUAUCAGUGUGUUCACUGAGCUUUAGUGUUCAGGGUUUUUAUUGGGAUUUCCUUGCAUGGACAUGAUUGAUAGAAUCACUGAUCACAUGAUUGAACUCAGUCUCCAGCCUGCCCUUCUCUCUCCUCCUUGCAGAAGGUGGGCUGAUAUCACCCCCAUCCUGGGUCCUCAAGUAAAAACUCAGGUGUGAUCUGAGGGGUACACCCUGAAAAACAGGAACACUCCUGUUGCUGAGAAAUUCUGAGGAGCUACAGUUAUGUCCCAGGAGCUGGGGACAAAGACCAGACAGAUUCUUUAUUGUACAAUAACCACUCUGGUGUCUUCUUGUCCUGUGCCCUUGGCCCGAGGUAUGUCUUUAUGGACUGACUGCGCGGGCCUGUGCCUUCUGGUUGGCCUGGGUGGAGCCAUAUCUGGAGCCCAGAUUCCCUCCCUGUCUCUGUUCUGUGGGUCAGCGACAGCAUGGCUGAGCUUCUGUGCAGGACCUUGCUCUGAUCCCUUCUCUGGCCUCUGGAACUUGCCCUGAAUUGAUUUGGGUUUGAUGUUUCCCAAUAAAAUCCUGUGACUUCCCUCUCCCAGCAGUGACAACGUGUCACAUUGGGAAGUCACCACCAGCUUACCCUGAAGAGUGUUUUCCCUUUUAACACUUAAAUACUUACUCAGUUUAGGUGUGGGCUUCUUUGAUUUGGGCAACAUGGAUAUUUUCCCCCUUCCUC